AGACAAUAUAUAGGUGAAACUAAACGCACACUUCGUGAACGCUUUAACCCUUUAAGCCCCAGUAUCAACAUACAAAUUCUCCAAACUGAUCUCCAUACAUUUCCUUAAAGAAUGAGUUGAGAGAAUUUGAUAAUAGAUCAAGGCAUUUUCUCUUCGGUGAUCAUUUUAUUCAUUCUCAUAACGUAUCUUUUGACAGUGUACGGAUAUUGUUAGGAGAAAAUUGAUCUUGGUCACUAUUGGGACUUAAAGGGUUAAAGAACAUAGACAAGCAACAAACAAUCCACUCCACGCAACCGCCACAGCCGCAGUCCCUUCUCACUUUAAUCAACCUGGCCACUCGAUCGCAGACAUGGAACUUAUUCUGCUUGAAUUGCAACCCACCCUCAGCAUGUCACGCCGUAAGGCAAGAGAAGCAUACCUC
Messenger RNA from Porites evermanni, 421 nucleotides. Lineage: Eukaryota; Metazoa; Cnidaria; Anthozoa; Scleractinia; Poritidae. The record is from the annotation of a GenBank genome assembly.